Messenger RNA from Erigeron canadensis, 436 nucleotides. RefSeq lists its product as uncharacterized. Bases 43 to 360 code for a protein of 105 amino acids. The record is from RefSeq and is a predicted model, not a curated record. The transcript is spliced from 3 exons. Lineage: Eukaryota; Viridiplantae; Streptophyta; Magnoliopsida; Asterales; Asteraceae.
GACGCUUCAAAGACAGAAAAGAAAGUUGGGCAAACAACAAAUAUGGUCUAUGGAAGCACAGUGAUUAAUAGUUCAACUGGUGAGUGGCUAACUCUUGAUCAAAAGGUAAACAGUUACCCAAGUCUUAGAAGGUUUACUGCAAUUGGACUAGGAGGGGAUGAUUUUGUUAAAUCUAUGGUACUUGCUGUGGAGUCUGUCAUACAGCAUUCGAUCCCACAGGACUAUGUCAGACAGAGAGUAUCGUCGGGAAGGAAAUAUGUUUCUGUGAAUAUUGGACCUGUUCGUGUUGUUUCUAGUGAUCAGGUUCGGGCUGUAUAUAGUGCUAUGAGGAGUGAUAAUCGGAUGAAAUUCUUUCUGUAAUGUACGUCAUUAGGUAACGAUUCUUUCAGUAAAUUUUAUAUCUAUUUUGUAUUUCUCACUCGAGUUGACGUUGCAA